This is a messenger RNA of Peromyscus maniculatus bairdii (prairie deer mouse), 1419 nucleotides long. RefSeq names its product caudal type homeobox 1 (gene Cdx1). The record is from RefSeq and is a predicted model, not a curated record. NCBI's taxonomy places the organism in Eukaryota, Metazoa, Chordata, Mammalia, Rodentia, Cricetidae. Gene Ontology annotation, molecular function: RNA polymerase II transcription regulatory region sequence-specific DNA binding; DNA-binding transcription factor activity, RNA polymerase II-specific. Gene Ontology annotation, biological process: cell differentiation; animal organ morphogenesis; regulation of transcription by RNA polymerase II. Gene Ontology annotation, cellular component: nucleus.
CCGGACUUUAGCCCGGUGCCCGCGCCUCCCGGGCCCGGGCCCGGCCUCCUGGCGCAGUCCCUCGGCCCGCCGGGCGCACCGUCCUCGCCAGGAGCGCAGAGGCGGACACCCUACGAAUGGAUGCGGCGCAGCGUGGCGACCGCAGGCGGCGGUGGCAGCGGUAAGACUCGGACCAAGGACAAGUACCGUGUGGUCUACACAGACCACCAGCGCCUGGAGCUGGAAAAGGAGUUUCACUACAGCCGCUACAUCACCAUCCGGCGCAAGUCAGAGUUGGCUGUUAACUUGGGGCUCACAGAGCGGCAGGUAAAAAUCUGGUUCCAGAACCGUCGAGCCAAGGAACGCAAAGUCAACAAGAAGAAACAGCAGCAGCAGCAGCAGCAGCAGCCGCCGCCGCUGCCCCCCUCACAGCUGCCCCUGCCCUUGGAUGACAACCCCACACCAUCAGGGCCACCCCUGGGUAGUCUAUGCUCCACCAGUGCAGGCCUUCUGGGUACCCCCUCCCCAGUGCCUGUCAAAGAGGAGUUUUUACCCUAGACCCUUCCAGCCUGGGGCCCAGGGAUCUAGGGACUGGAAUGCUGGGCACCCUGGCUUUGCGGGAGCCCAAGAAGCCGAUUCUGAGUUCCAGCCCUGCUGCUGACCUUUGGGGGUCACUGUGGACAAAUUGCCUACCUAGGACAAGUCGCUUGCCAACUCCCUGCCUCCCUUGGCUGGGUCACGUGAUGAGCCUGCUGGACAAAGACCUCUUCCAGCUCCUGUGUCCUAGGCCAUGGGGUGAUGGGGAGCCACAGCGACGAGGUCUCAGUCACUUGAAGACAUCUCAGGAUCCAGAGGGCUCGCUCAACAAAGCUGUCAAGACAAGGCUGAGGCUCCACCUCCUCCUCCAGGGGCUCCAGAGUGAGGUGGGAGGCUGCUGCAUGGACCAGACUGGCCCUGGAGAGGAGUCAGUGUUGAGAGACGACGACGACGACGGUACCCAUGGGUCUAGACUCAGAUGUGAAGCGUCAGGAUGAUGUCAGUCCCACCUGUCUCCUCCUGCGGCGUCAUCUCCACCUGCCCUAGCACCCCAUGCUCCCAUGCUCUGUCCCCCCCAGCCCCCAAGCCCGGAGGUGGUCACAAAGCCAUCAGGACCAGGCCUGAGGUAAAGGUUAGGCAGUUGGUCACUGCUCUUGAGAUAGAACUUGUCCCCUCCCUAGUACUACAGGAAGGCCUGUGGAUGGAAGAGAAGCUUCUCAGGAUAGACUCAGAGUCCAUUACCUACCUGCCCAUGCCCCCCUCCCCAAGGCAGUCCAUCACACCUAGGGAGCCCCCAGACCCUGGGGAACUCACAGCUGGACAGGGGUUAAGUAGAGUGGAAUCUCUUGGAUGCAGGUUCAGGAAUAAGUUUUUUCCUUUUUAAACAGUUUAUAAAAAAAAAAA